CGCCCCGCGCCGCGGCCGCCCCCUCCCCGCGCCGUGACAGACAGCUCCGGCGGCGCGCUCGGCCGGGGAGGCGGCGAUGCGAUGCGAUGCGCCGCCGCCAUCCCGGCGCAGCCCGCGGCGUGCCCUGCCUGCCGGCAGCCCGCGGCCGCCCCUAGCCGAGCUGCAGGCGGAAGGGCAGGGGCGGCGGCGGCUUCUUCUUCCCCGCGCCCCGCAUGAGGAGAGGCGUUAAAUAGCGCCAGCGCCGCGGCGGCCGCCACUGCCCGCUCGGUGGCGGCGGGGCCGCCUGGCCGGCGGCGGAAACAUGGCGAGCGACUCCCCGGCGCGGAGCCUGGACGAGAUCGACCUCUCGGCGCUGCGGGAUCCUGCGGGAAUCUUUGAACUGGUGGAGCUUGUUGGCAAUGGUACCUAUGGGCAGGUCUAUAAGGGUCGUCAUGUUAAAACAGGCCAGCUUGCUGCUAUUAAGGUUAUGGACGUCACCGGGGAUGAAGAGGAAGAGAUCAAACAAGAAAUUAACAUGCUGAAGAAGUAUUCUCAUCACCGAAAUAUCGCUACGUAUUAUGGUGCUUUUAUUAAAAAGAACCCACCAGGAAUGGAUGAUCAGCUCUGGCUGGUGAUGGAGUUCUGCGGUGCGGGUUCCGUCACGGACCUCAUCAAGAACACGAAGGGGAACACCUUGAAGGAGGAGUGGAUCGCCUACAUCUGCAGAGAGAUUUUACGGGGCUUGAGUCAUCUACACCAGCACAAAGUAAUUCAUCGAGACAUCAAGGGACAGAAUGUAUUGCUGACGGAAAAUGCAGAAGUUAAACUAGUGGAUUUUGGUGUCAGCGCUCAGCUGGACAGAACGGUGGGCAGGAGAAACACCUUCAUUGGAACGCCUUACUGGAUGGCCCCCGAGGUCAUUGCCUGCGAUGAAAAUCCAGAUGCCACUUACGACUUCAAGAGCGACUUGUGGUCUUUGGGGAUAACGGCCAUCGAGAUGGCAGAAGGCGCUCCCCCUCUCUGUGACAUGCAUCCCAUGAGAGCCCUCUUCCUCAUCCCCCGCAACCCGGCCCCGAGAUUGAAAUCAAAGAAGUGGUCUAAAAAGUUUCAGUCCUUCAUUGAGAGCUGCCUGGUGAAGAACCACAGCCAGAGACCAACCACGGAGCAGCUGAUGAAGCACCCCUUCAUCCGAGACCAGCCCAACGAAAGGCAGGUCCGCAUCCAGCUCAAGGACCACAUCGACAGGACUAAAAAGAAGCGAGGCGAGAAAGAUGAGACAGAGUAUGAGUACAGUGGAAGUGAGGAGGAGGAGGAAGAAAAUGACUCCGGAGAGCCCAGCUCCAUCCUAAACCUGCCUGGGGAGUCGACGCUGAGACGGGAUUUCUUGAGGCUGCAGCUGGCAAACAAGGAGCGGUCGGAGGCGCUGCGCCGGCAGCAGCUGGAGCAGCAGCAGCGGGAGAACGAGGAGCACAAGCGGCAAUUGCUGGCUGAGCGGCAGAAGCGGAUCGAGGAGCAGAAGGAGCAGAGGCGAAGGCUGGAGGAGCAGCAGAGGCGGGAGAAGGAGCUGCGGAAGCAGCAGGAGCGGGAGCAGCGGCGGCACUACGAGGAGCAGAUGCGGCGGGAGGAGGAGCGGCGGCGUGCGGAGCAUGAGCAGGAGUACAUCAGGCGACAGUUAGAGGAGGAGCAGAGACAGUUAGAGAUCCUGCAGCAGCAGUUGUUGCAGGAGCAAGCGCUACUUCUGGAGUAUAAGCGCAAGCAGCUGGAAGAGCAGCGGCAAGCGGAGAGGCUGCAGAGGCAGCUCCAGCAGGAGCGGGACUACCUGGUGUCCCUGCAGCAGCAGCAGCAGCAGCAGCGGCAGGACCAGAGGCCGGCAGAGAAGAAACCCCUCUACCAUUACAAAGAAGGGAUAAAUGCCAGCGAGAAACCAGCCUGGGCCAAGGAGGUGGAGGAGCGCUCCCGGCUCAAUCGCCAGAGCUCGCCGGCCAUGCCCCAUAAGGUGGCCAACAGAAUUUCUGACCCCAACCUGCCUCCUCGGUCGGAGUCUUUCAGCAUUAGUGGUGUGCAGCCGGCCCGGACCCCACCUCUGCUCCGACCUGUGGACCCGCAGAUUCCACAUCUGGUCACUGUGAAAUCCCAAGGAAGCUCCUUGUCUGGGUCUCAGUCACUGCAUGAACAGCCUGCAAAGGGACUGGCUGGGUUUCAGGAGGCUCUGACGGUGACCUCUCACCGCACUGAGAUGCCAAGGCAGAACUCGGACCCCACCUCAGAAAACCCUCCUCUGCCCCCUCGCAUUGAAAAGUUUGACCGAAGUUCUUGGUUACGGCAGGAGGAAGACAUUCCACCAAAGGUGCCUCAACGAACCACUUCCAUAUCCCCUGCUCUGGCGAGGAAGAACUCCCCGGGCAACGGCAGCGCCCUGGGGCCCCGGCUGGGCUCCCAGCCCAUUCGGGCAAGCAACCCAGACCUGAGGAGGACGGAGCCCAUCGUUGAGAGCCCGCUGCAGAGGACCAGCAGCGGCAGCUCCUCCAGCUCCAGCACUCCCAGCUCCCAGCCCAGCUCCCAGGGUGGGUCCCAGCCCGGCUCCCAGGCUGGCUCCAGCGAGCGCAACAGAGUCAGAGGGAACGCCAAGCCCGAAGGCUCCCCCGUGCUCUCCCACGAGCCCGCCAAGGUAAAGCAGGAAGACAACAGGGAUGUGACGCGACCAAGCCGACCCGCUGAUCUGACGGCCUUAGCCAAAGAGUUGAGGGAGCUGCGCAUCGAAGAAACCAAUCGCCCCCUGAAGAAGGUGACGGACUACUCCUCCUCCAGCGAGGAGUCGGAAAGCAGCGAGGAGGAGGAGGAGGAUGGGGAAAACGAGACGCAUGAUGGGACCGUGCCUGUCAGUGACAUCCCACGGCUUAUACCAACAGGAAUUCCUGGAAGCAAUGAGCCAUACAACCUGGGAAUGGUGACAACCCAUGGGAUAGAGACUUCCCAUGCAGAUACGUUUAGCAAUAUUUCAAGGGAAGGGACUUUAAUGGUGAGGGAGACCUCUGGUGAAAAAAAGCGUUCUGGCCACGCAGCCAGCAAUGGCUUUGCAGGUCACAUCAAUCUCCCUGACCUGGUGCAGCAAAGCCACUCGCCUGCGGGCACGCCGACCGAGGCCCUGGGGCGAGUCUCCACGCAUGCGCAGGACAUGGACUCGGUGCCUGAAUAUGGUAUGGGAAGUAGCACCAAAGCCUCUUUCACCCCCUUUGUGGACACCAGAGUGUAUCAGACCUCGCCUACUGAUGAAGAUGAAGAUGAGGACGAAGAGUCAUCUGCUACUGCCCUGUUCACCAGCGAGCUGCUCAGACAGGAGCAGGCCAAGCUGAACGAAGCCCGGAAGAUCUCGGUGGUGAACGUCAACCCCACCAACAUCCGUCCCCACAGCGACACCCCGGAGAUCCGGAAAUACAAGAAGCGCUUCAACUCGGAGAUACUCUGUGCUGCUUUAUGGGGUGUGAAUCUGCUGGUGGGCACAGAAAAUGGCCUGAUGCUGCUGGAUCGAAGCGGACAGGGGAAGGUCUACAACCUGAUCAACAGACGGCGAUUUCAACAGAUGGACGUACUUGAGGGCCUUAAUGUCCUCGUGACAAUAUCAGGAAAGAAGAACAAGCUGCGUGUGUACUAUCUCUCCUGGCUGAGAAACAGAAUUUUACACAACGACCCUGAAGUGGAGAAGAAGCAGGGCUGGAUCACGGUCGGGGACCUGGAGGGAUGCAUCCACUACAAAGUUGUGAAAUAUGAAAGAAUCAAGUUCUUGGUGAUUGCCUUAAAGAAUGCUGUAGAGAUCUACGCUUGGGCUCCUAAACCAUAUCACAAGUUUAUGGCAUUUAAGUCUUUUGCAGAUCUCCAGCACAAGCCGUUGCUCGUGGAUCUCACUGUAGAAGAGGGUCAGAGACUCAAGGUUAUCUUUGGAUCACACACUGGUUUCCAUGUGAUUGAUGUAGAUUCUGGGAACUCUUAUGAUAUCUACAUACCGUCUCACAUUCAGGGCAAUAUUACUCCUCACGCCAUUGUCAUCCUGCCUAAAACAGACGGGAUGGAGAUGCUUGUGUGCUAUGAGGAUGAAGGCGUAUAUGUGAACACCUAUGGACGGAUAACUAAAGAUGUGGUGCUCCAGUGGGGAGAAAUGCCUACUUCCGUGGCCUACAUUCAUUCCAAUCAAAUAAUGGGCUGGGGAGAGAAAGCUAUUGAAAUCCGGUCAGUGGAGACGGGACAUUUGGAUGGAGUAUUUAUGCACAAGCGAGCUCAAAGGUUAAAGUUUCUAUGUGAAAGAAAUGAUAAGGUAUUUUUUGCAUCGGUGAGAUCUGGAGGAAGCAGCCAAGUGUUUUUCAUGACCCUCAACAGAAACUCCAUGAUGAACUGGUAACAGACGAGCACUUGGCACUCACCGCCAUGGCAUUAUUUCUAAUUUAAAGGACAUUAAACACGUGGACUAACACUGUAGAGGCAGAUGUGGAGGGCCCCGAAGAACACCGCUCCACACGCUCCCCCGGCGCUGUCAGCCCUGGGGCGGGGGCUGGACUUUCGCGCUUGGACCCCCCAAGGUCUCCUGAUUACGCUGUGUUAUAGUGGGUUAUGAGUUUUCCUUCCCCCCCCCCCCCCCCCCCCAAUUUUACUUUUUCUUUGUCCCCUACUUUGUAAGAACGGGGAAAGAAACAGUGUCAAAAAGUCUGUUUUUAAUUCUGUCUGCCUGCUAGCAUCAAAUAUAUAGUAUGUUGUAAAGUUACCAAUUAAAUCUGGUGAGAGACAGCACAAUAAAUGUACCUUUUAUCUUUGUGAUGAAGGCCAUAACCGUAUAGCUGGGUAAUUUUAGAAAUCUUUUGCCUUCACCAACAUUUACAUGUUGCUUUUGGCAGCAACGGCUUAACAGAUUUUUAAAGAAGAGAAAAAAUAAUAGGUUUUUUUCCCCUCUUUUGGGAAAUGGAUUUUAAAUGGCUAAACUACUAGCCUUAGACUAAUAAAAAUCAGCUACCAUUUUUGUCAAGUCUGUCAAUCCAUAUUUCUAUAUGGAUCUUCACAUAAUGGUGUGUCUUGAUAGGGACAGAGGUGCCAUUUGUUGUUGUUCCGGAGGUGCCCGCCUGCCCCGGGGCUUGGCCGCAGGUGCUGGGUCGGGGGGACCGGAGGAGGAGGGGACAGCGGAGCGGUUGGAGGAGCCCCGCGCUCGCCCCCGAGGCGGGAUUUGCGGCCGCAGACGGCUCCCGGGAUGCCGCGGGCGCCGGACCCCGAUGCCGAAGCCAGUGCGAGCUGUGGGUGCUCGUGUCCCCCCCUCCCCGAGCCCGGAGCUGGGCGCUGGCGUGCGGAGGCAGCCGGCGCGGGGACGGGGAAGACGAAACGAGCUGCCCGUCCCCCGCGUUGCUGGAUUAGGCUUGUAAAGAGCUUAAAAAAAUAUAUAUACGUGUGGUUUCUUCGGCCGAGGGUCUGAAUCUCUACUCGUUUUCCGCCCCCUCCGCUCCCUAGGAAUUACCCAACAUACAGUGAAAGACAACAUCCGUGCCGAACCGUGUGUGUGUGUUUAGUUCAGGUUGAAUCGUGUCCUUAUAAACUCUGCUCAGUUGAUUUCCGUUUUCGGUGCGUAUCUGGGGUUUUCUUUCUCAGUAGCUGCAAGCAUGGCCGCCUGUGGUGUUGGGGUGUCGCAUAACAAGGUCUGUGUUGCUGGUUUUAACCUACCUCGUUUCGGUUGGGGUUUGUCUUUUGGUUUGGUUUAUUUUAUUUUUUUUUUUCCGUUCCGCUGUCGAUCACAGCGCUGUUACCUCCAGCGACAUAUAGAGAGCUUAACUGGCAAUCUUGGUGUACUCAGUAACGAUGGCUUUAUUAAAAAAUGAUUAAAUCAA
Molecule: messenger RNA, 5837 nt
Organism: Grus americana (Whooping crane)
Lineage: Eukaryota; Metazoa; Chordata; Aves; Gruiformes; Gruidae
Gene: TNIK
Product: TRAF2 and NCK interacting kinase
Exons: 32
Coding region: 302-4372 (1356 amino acids)
Biological process (GO): protein phosphorylation
Molecular function (GO): protein kinase activity; ATP binding
Source: RefSeq, a predicted model, not a curated record